This is a messenger RNA of Rattus norvegicus (Norway rat), 5428 nucleotides long. It is a transcript of the gene Nyap1, whose product is annotated as neuronal tyrosine-phosphorylated phosphoinositide-3-kinase adaptor 1. NCBI's taxonomy places the organism in Eukaryota, Metazoa, Chordata, Mammalia, Rodentia, Muridae. The record is from RefSeq and is a predicted model, not a curated record. Gene Ontology annotation, biological process: phosphatidylinositol 3-kinase/protein kinase B signal transduction; neuron projection morphogenesis.
GGCAAUCUGAUCCUCUGAAGCAGGUAUUACAGGGAGUUGUGAGCCACUCAGUGUGGGCGCUGGGAGCUGAGCUCUAGUCUUCUGCAAAAGUAGUAUGUGCUUGUUUUUAAGGAUAGGUAAAUGUUGGGGGGGGGAUGGGUGACACACACCUUUUUUUUUUUUUUUUUUUUUGGUUCCUUUUUUCGGAGCUGGGGACCGAACCCAGGGCCUUGCGCUUCCUAGGCAAGCGCUCUACCAUUGAGCUAAAUCCCCAACCCCGACACACACCUUUAAUCCCAGCACUCGGAUAGCAGAAGUAGGCAGAUCUUUGAAUUCUAGGCUGGCCUGGUCUACAGAGUGUGUCCCAGGACAGUCUAGGCUACACAGAGAAACCCUGUACUGAAAAACGAAAAUCAAACAAAAGCAAUUCCUUCCCCUCUCUUGUCUAUUUAUUCUUUAUCUCUUUGUUAAAAUUCAUCCAGCACUCAGGAGGCAGAGGCAGGUGGAUCACUGUGAGUUCCAGACCAAUCUUGUCUACGAACUGAGUUCCACGACAGCCAGGGUUACACGCAGAAAAAUCUUGUCUGAAGAAAAAAAAAAAAAAAAACAAAACACACUCUUUCUUCUCUUGUCUGUCUUGCUUUAGCCAUAGUAAAGAAUGGCUGUAGUAGCCGGGUCCUGUAGUCCAGGAAACAAGCUUCCCACAUACGCUUACUCCUCCAGACUGCAUCCCUAUAUGGGGCUGUUGAUUUACAAAGUGCUUACAACCCUCUUCCUUCCUAAGGUCUUUAUUUAUAGUCUCACGCAGGCCAUGUUGGCUUUGAACUUGUGUAGCAGAGGAUGACCUUGAACUGAAGGUCCUCUCGAUUCCACCUGAGGAAUGCUGGGAUCACAGGUGUCUGCCACAGCGCGCCAGGCCUCCAGUAAGGUUAAUCAAGGCAAGUAUGACAUGAGACACAGCUCAGACAAGCAGUGAGAUCUGCUUGAAGCCACAUAGCACACCUGCAAAGAUUUUGCCGCAUUGAAAGCAUCCACAGGUACCAGGGAUUAGGAUGUACAUAUUUUGCAGGGAUCUUUUUUUUUUUUCAGUCAUUGGAGGAUACAGCCGAGUUCUCCUCGAUGCCAAUUUACCCAACCACAAAGCUAUGUGUUGAAGCUAAUCCAAGCAAGGAAUUUGUCAGAGGGCUGAUGAGAAAAGGUUAACGGAGGGGAGGGGUGAGGUCACAUCCCUAACCACUCCCAAGUAGUGGUCUCCAGUACAGACCAACCUAGUGCGCGCAGAUCCUGGCGGGCGGCGCCCACGGAGUCAAAGGUUAGUAAGGGAUGACUUGGACCGCGGGGGCGGACGUGCGGAAGACUUUGAGCCCCACACGGUGGAACAAGGUCCGGGCGCCUGGGAGGCUGCAAGGGGAGGAGGCCCAGCACCAAGCCAAUCCCUCCCCGCACCUAGGGCGGGGUGGCGGGGUGGGGGCACGGCCCGGGGUAGGCCAAAGGAGCACGCCCCCUGCUGAGCAGAUGCGCUGAUCUCGGGGCAGGCGACUCGGAGUCCCUCUGCCCGCCUCACCGCUUGGCAGCCGCAGCCUCCCACCCGGGAACACUAAGGCGCACGGGGUUCGCGGGUGGGUGCGACCUCCAGGCUCCCGCUGGGGGGCGCCGCUGAGCACCCCGCUCCGCUCUGCUUAGGGAUUGGGAGACCCAACCCAGCACAGCACCGCUGAGUAGGGGGCGCGGGUUGGCGAGGACCAGACGCCCGAAGGCUGGGGAGCGGGACUCCCACACCCCAAGACCUUCCUCUCAAGAUCCCCUGUACGCUCCGCAGUCCCUGCAUCCUCCACCCCAACCUCCUGGUGCAGCGCCACACCGCCGUUCCCGCUCUGUCCUUGGAGGGUGUGGAAGGGUGGGUUUGGGGCCGGGGGCGGGUCUGGGGGCGGACCCGGAGGCGGGGCUGUCUCUGCGGCAGGGCCCAGUUCGGCUCCCCCGGUCUCUCUCUGUCUCUCCUCCUCCCUCCUCCUGCUCCGGGCGGAGCCCGGCAUGGGGGGGCCGGCGCCCGGCAGGCCAGUGGAUCCGGGACCCAGGGAGGGCCGCCCCCCGGGCCUGGUGGCAUUAAGCAGGGCCCCUCAGCCCCCACCUCUUGUCCCACGACAUGAACCUUCUCUACCGAAAAACCAAGCUGGAGUGGAGACAGCACAAAGAAGAGGAGGCCAAAAGGAGCUCCAGUAAGGAAGCAGCCCCCACAGGCCCGGUGGGGUCUGGGGCUGUCCCAGGGCCUGGGGUUCGAGUGCGGGACAUUGCCUCGCUUCGACGGUCUCUCAGGAUGGGUUUCAUGACAAUGCCCGCGUCCCAGGAACACACCCCUCACCCCUGCCGCAGCGCCAUGGCCCCACGCUCGCUCUCCUGCCACUCGGUGGGCAGCAUGGACAGUGUGGGUGGUGGGCCUGGAGGAGGUGGAGGAGGGCUCCUGGAGGACAGUAGCACCCGGAGACCCCCAGCUAAGCCGCGGAGACACCCCAGCACCAAGCUCAGUAUGGCAGGGCCAGGGGCCGAGACACCGCCUAGUAGGAAAGCAGGCUCCCAGAAGCCAACCCCUGAGUGCCGUGAGUCCAGCCGGAAGGUUCCUCCACAGAAACCCAGGCGAAGCCCCAAUACCCAGCUGUCUGUGUCCUUCGAUGAGUCUUGUGCCCCAGCCCCAUCUCCUCGAGGGGGGAAUCUGCCCUUGCAACGCCUCAGUAGGGCUUCUCGAAUAGCUGGAGACCUGGAUGCAGGUGCCCAGGAAGAAGAGCCCGUGUACAUUGAGAUGGUAGGGGAUGUCUUUCGUGGAGGAGGACGAAGUGGAGGAGGUCUGACGGGACCUCCUCUUGGAAGUGGAGGUCCAACCCCACCAGCUGCGGCCGAUUCGGACUCUGAAGACAGUGAGGCUAUAUAUGAAGAGAUGAAAUACCCUCUGCCUGAAGAGACGGGAGAUGGCAGGGCUAACGGGCCUCCUCCAUUGAUGGCACCCUCCCCUCCACAACAGCCUCAUGUCCUCCAGCCUCACCCCCACCCCCAUCGCCGUCCAGCUUCAGCCCUCCCAAGCCGGAGGGAUGGGACACCCACCAAGACCACCCCUUGUGAAAUACCCCCACCCUUUCCCAACCUCCUUCAGCAUCGGCCUCCACUUCUGGCUUUCCCUCAAGCCAAGUCUGCUUCACGAGCCCCUGGCGAUGGGGUCUCGAGGCUUCCGGUUCUCUGCCACUCCAAGGAGUCAGCCGGUUCCACCCCAGCUCCCCAAGUGCCUGCACGAGAGCGGGAGACACCUCCCCUGCCGCCUCCCCCUCCUGCUGCCAACCUGCUAUUGCUGGGACCCUCAGGCCGAGCCCGGAGCCACUCAACACCGUUGCCACCCCAGGGCUCUGGCCAGACCCGGGGAGAGCGGGAGCUCCCCAACUCUCACAGCAUGAUCUGCCCCAAGGCAGCAGGGGUACCGGCAGCCCACCCUGCCCCAGCAGCCUUGCUCCCUGGGCCCCCCAAGGACAAGGCCGUGUCAUACACCAUGGUGUAUUCUGCAGUAAAAGUAACAACACACUCGGUCCUGCCAGCUGGUCCACCCCUGGGUGUUGGAGAGCCAAAGACGGAGGAGAUCUCAGUUCUUCACGGAAUGCUGUGUGCCAGUUCGAGGCCCCCUGUCCCAGGGAAAUCCAGCCCCCACAGCGGGGCUAUGGGUUCAGCGGCCGGGGUUCUCCACCACCGCAGCUGCCUGGCCUCCCCCCACAGCCUUCCGGAUCCAACUGCAGGCCCCCUGACCCCCCUCUGGACCUACCCAGCCACAGCAGCUGGGCUCAAGAGACCCCCUGCCUAUGACAGUCUCAAGGCUGGGGGGGUGCUGAGUAAGGGCUGUGGAAUGGGGGCACCAUCCCCCAUGGUCAAGAUCCAGCUACAAGAGCAAGGGACCGAUGGGGGCGCCUUUGCUAGCAUCUCCUGUGCCCAUGUUAUCGCCAGCGCGGGGACGCCAGAAGAGGAAGAAGAGAUGGGUGCCACAUUUGGGGCAGGCUGGGCUCUGCAGAGGAAGGUCCUAUAUGGAGGACGGAAAGCGAAGGAAGUGGACACAGAAGAGGACGGUGCCCGGGCCUGGAAUGGCAGCACAGAAGGUCCAGGCAAAGUCGAGCAUGAGGACAGGGGCUCUGUGGCAUCAGGGAUUCCCGUGAGGAGCCAGGGGGCAGAGGGUCUGCUGGCCAGGAUCCACCAUGAUCGAGGAGGGAGCCGCACAGCGCUGCCGGUCCCUUGCCAGACUUUCCCAGCCUGCCACCGGAAUGGAGAUUUCACAGGAGGGUACCGCCUGGGCCGUUCUGCCUCCACCUCUGGAGUCCGUCAGGCUGCGCUCCAUACCCCUCGGCCCUGCAGCCAGCCCAGGGAUGCCCUGAGCCAGACACACCCUGUGCUGCCCCUGCCCCUGCCACCCCAGCCGGCCCGGGAGCGCGAUGGCAAACUUCUAGAGGUGAUCGAGCGCAAACGCUGCGUGUGCAAGGAGAUCAAGGCACGCCACCGUCCCGACCGGGGGCUCUGCAAGCAAGAGAGCAUGCCUAUCCUCCCCAGCUGGCGGCGGGGCCCUGAACCCCGCAAGUCUGGUACCCCGCCCUGCCGGCGGCAGCACACGGUCCUCUGGGACACUGCCAUUUGAGGAAUACAGGGGCGGCUGGGACGCCUGGAUUGGGAGGGGAGGGGCCUGCCCAGGUCUACUUAAGACUUGAGAGAUGGAGAAGUGGGAGGAAAGGUUCCUACUAGGCCCAUCAUGGGGGGCUUGGGGUGCCAGCAGCAGCCCAAGCAAUUUGGGGGAGGAGGAGGGUUUGCUUGACGUUGGCAGGAAGAGUGUAGACUCCUCUUGAAGUGAAGGCCAAGGUGGAGAUCUCCAUGGGGGAAGUAGGGAAGGGUUUGGAAGAAGCUGGGGGUGGGGCACAUAGGAGACAGACUGGAGUAACAGGGAAACUAGCUCUUUUAUUGAGAGCCUGGGGGAGUGGGGAAGGGUAUUUAUUUUGCUAUUUAUUUUAGUCUGGAGGGCAAUUCUGGGCCCUUCUGACCUACUCCUGAGCAGGAGGUGGAGACCCAAGGCUAAAUUUGCACUCUCCCCAAGGCCAGUGCCUGAAAACCUCUGCUAUCCUUGCCCAGCCAAAGGGAGGGAGGAAUGCGGCUGCUUUCGGAGCAGAGUCAGAAGGCAGAGAGGCCCAGACAGUGACAGUAUUUAUAGUUUUCCCAGAAUUUGGUAGUGAGUGUGGUCUGCUGUAAAACAGGCAUUUUAUUUAGUUCUGGGGUAAGGGUCUAGCCAGGGAUGGGUGGGAUGUUUGGGGAAGAGGGAGAACUUAAGUGGGUGGAGGGGGGAGCGGGGUAUUUAUUUAAAUUAAAAAAAAAAAGAGCUGUCAGGAACUUUUUUUAAAUUCCUUUCUUUUCAGAAUAAUAUAUUAAAAGACUCAUGAUCCUA